Molecule: messenger RNA, 972 nt
Organism: Sardina pilchardus (European sardine)
Lineage: Eukaryota; Metazoa; Chordata; Actinopteri; Clupeiformes; Clupeidae
Product: GTPase IMAP family member 7-like
Exons: 2
Coding region: 1-972 (323 amino acids)
Molecular function (GO): GTP binding
Source: RefSeq, a predicted model, not a curated record
AUGGCAGCAAAGGGAAACAGAGGAGCGUUGCAUUUGCACAGGAGGAUCGUGCUGGUGGGGAAGACCGGAUCAGGAAAAAGCGCAACAGGAAACACCAUCCUGGGAAAAGAUGCCUUUGAAAGCAAUGCUCUACCCACUCACGUGACUGAGAGGUGUGAGAAGCACGACGGAGAAGUGGAGGGCAGAGACGUUGCUGUGAUCGACACGCCAGGAAUCUGCGACAGGAACAAGACGGAGGACCAGAUGAGGAAAGUGAUGGACAACUGUAUCAAACUGUCCCUCCCCGGACCCCACGCGUUCCUGCUGGUGAUCAGGCUGGGAGUGAGAUUCACAGAAGAAGAAGAACAUGCCGUGAAGUGGAUCCAGGACAACUUUGGAAAAGAUGCGUCCCGUUACACGAUCAUACUGUUCACUCACGUAGAUCAGCUGAAAGGUAUAACUAUGGAGGAUUGCCUGAAGCAUGAGAGUCUUAAUAAGAUUUACAAUAGCUGCGGAGGAAGGUAUCUGCCAUUCAACAACAACGACAGAAGUAACAGAGAACAGGUACGCCAUCUGCUGGAGAAGAUCGACAGCAUGCUUCAAGUAAACGUAGGAGAGUUCUACACCAACGACAUGUACAAGGAGGCGCAGAGAACGAUCAAAGAAGAGGAGGAGAGAAAGAGACUGGAGGAGGAGAGGAUGAAGGAAGAGGAGAGGAGGAGACUGGAGGAGGAGUGGAGGCGGCAGGAAGAGAUGCGAAUAGAGGAGGAGAGAAGGAGGUGUGAGGACGAAAGAAGACGAGAGGAAGACAGAAGGAGAGAGGAGGAGGACAGAAGACGACAGGAGGAGGACGGAAGAAGGGAAGAAGAGGAAAGAAGGAGAGAGGAAGAACAGAGAAGAAUGCAGGAUGAGAUCAAGACACAACAGGAAAGUUCAUGCUUCAGGAGAUGUUGUCCAUGCUUGUGCGCCGAUCCAGAAAGUGAACAACAAUGA